Monascus purpureus is the source of this 2987-nucleotide messenger RNA. The record is from the annotation of a GenBank genome assembly. NCBI's taxonomy places the organism in Eukaryota, Fungi, Ascomycota, Eurotiomycetes, Eurotiales, Aspergillaceae.
AUGACGGUUGAUACGAGCUACUUGACCACUCAGGUCAACAAUAUCGUCAGCCAGCUACAUGGUAUCUUUGAUGAGAUUGGCGUUCCGAAUCAUGAACGGGACGCGCGAGAGGCAGAGCUCUUUAACUCUUUAUCGGAAACUCUGAACGAUCACCUCAGAUCUGUUGACAAUGAAAAGAAUAAGAUGAUAGAAGAGGCCGAGGGCCUCAUCACAGCAAUUCGACAAAUGGAAUCGUCAUUGAUCGAUGAACGGGAGAGUGGACAGUACCAUCUGGAUCUUGAUGGUCUAGAAGUUAGCUACCCUCUAAACCGCUGUCUUGUGUCUCUGCAAGAAAAGCAUAACACACUUAGCAAAUUACACCAAGAGCGAUUCGAACAGGUCAAGAAGCUUGUUGAGGCGCUCGAAUCAUAUUCCUCUCAUCUCGAGUCAUCUUUCGUUUCUAUUACCCUUCCUCCAACCACGCCGGGUUCGUCAGUUCCACCCAGUUUCGAUUUGUCCCCAUCAUAUGUUACCGCAUUGGAUGAAGAGUUUACCCGAGUCUACGAAGAGUAUUUCCGGCGCCUGUCAGUUGUCCAGUCUACCUCUGAAGAAAUCAUCAAGCUUUGGGCAGAACUCGGCACACCACAGGCGCAAACAGAUUCCUCUAUUGUCAAAUAUUACCGUGAGGCCCCAGAGCAACUGGGCCUCCACGAAUCAGAUUUGGCCUGCCUCAAGAGCAAGCGAGACAAGCUGCUGGAUGAGAAGAAGAAUCGUGAGCGCAAACUGAAGGAGAUCAAAACCGCAGUCGAGACGCUCUGGGAUCGAUUUGGCGUUGAAGAGGGCGAUCGAAAGGCGUUCCUUGCCGCCAAUCGCGGCUGUGGUCUAAGGAUCAUUAAUGAAUUUGAAGACGAGCUGUCCCGCCUCAAUGAACUUAAGAGACAGAAUCUGCAUCUCUUCGUGGAAGACGCACGCUGCAGGCUCCAGGAGCUUUGGGACAGUUUGUAUUUCUCUGAGGAGGAAAUGCUCGACUUCACUCCAGCCUUCUCUGAUGUUUGCAGCGACGCCUUGCUAGAAGCGCAUGAAGCAGAGAUCUCACGAUUAGAAGCAUUAAAAGAACAGCGUGCUCCUACCCUGCAUCUCAUUGAGCGACACCGCAACCUUGUAGCAGAGCGUGAGGCUUUGGCGGCUUCGAGCCAGGAUGCAUCUCGCCUUAUGGCCCGUGGAAACAAGGGAGAGAAACGCGACCCGGGAAAGCUACUACGAGAAGAGAAGAUGAGAAAGAGAAUUGCUAAGGAAUUGCCCAAGGUUGAAGCGGAGUUGAGGAAAGAGCUCGAGCAUUGGGAGGAUGAAUACGGACGGCCCUUCCUCGUUUUUGGCGAAAGGUAUCUCGAUGAGCUGACACCUGUCGUUGCAAAACCACCACCCCGCUCAAAGACGCCUUCGGCCCCUGCUUCAGCUUCAAAGAUAAAUACCGUGAAGCAGUUGCCUUCUCGUCCAGCGAGUGCCAUGAGGGCCCCGCCCCCUCCGCGAUCAGCUACCAAGACCCCCACUGGUUCAGUUCGACGCAACCAAGCCCCUACAAAAUCGCCAUCGAAAAUCCCGGCACGCGUGCCACUUUCGAAUAUGCCUCAAGGAAGCAACAGUCCUGACCGUCGUCCCUUUGCAUCACACACUAUCAGUGGCAAGAUGCCUUCAUCCCGUGCACCGAUACCAUCAAGAAUGCGUGCGAUGACAGUUGAAUCGAAGGAUGAACGGCGGGGCUUUGCCCUUGAACCACCCCGUUGUGCCAGUGCCUUGUCCAAUUCGUUUGUGCGGUCGGUGACACCUGAAGACGUGUAUGAUGACCAUCAACGAUCUUUCAUGAGUGCCUCGUCCAUUUUCUCCCAGAGAUCGGCACAAUAUUCACAAUCGUCGCAAUCGUCAACCUCGUCUAUACAUUCUUCCCUGCGAGGAUUUCCACGGCCAAAUCCUUAUCUGCAGCGUGCACCUCCUCCACCAGCCAUCCGACAGACCUCAGGUUCUUCGAACUCAUCGACAGUCAAUACUGCAACUUCUGGAUCAGAGAACUGGGAAACAUUCGAUGAUGCGUCCGGAUCCGAGGCUGAUGCUACUGAAAUGUAUUAUGCCAAGGUUCGAUCCGCUCAGUCCAAACAUUUCGAUGGUAUUCAUAAUACCCCGUUCUCUGGCAAAUUGUCCAAAGGUAUUCGCAGUAUAAGUCCAGAAUAGUGCGACAGUUGUCGUAGCGAAUUGAUUCUCUAGCUGGAAUAGAAUCAGGACCAGACAGACAGCAUGGGGGCCUAUUGGAAAGUUUCUCUCGUUCAGCGACCGCUUCUCAUAGAUGGAUGCUAUGGUCAUGGAUUGACGAAUUUAUGAUUGGCUUUGGAAUCGGAUUGGCUGUCUUUGUGUGAGUUCGCCUACUAUCCUUGCGCGCGCCCACAAUUUAUUACUCAUGUUUCCUUUUUACAAGAGAAAUAUGUGAUCAUGCCAUAUACUUGUUGCUUGCAGCUUUAUUUUUCAUUUCAAAAGAUACCUGCUGUUUGGUGAUAGCCCAGGUGCACAUCUGUCUCGGUCCUCUUGUUUUUCAAUGAGAUAUGAGACAAUGGGCAAGGGUACUACCAAUUCAGCUUUGUUUUAAUAAGAGGCUGCUGAGAGGCUCAGAGCUUCUGUGAAUUAUCUGGGAAUGGUGGCGGUAUCAUUGCUUUUAUUUUUUAUUUUUUAUUUUUCCUUAACUGUCUGAGAGAUGCAUGCUCUGCAUACAUUAAUGUUUUAUGGCCUCUAUUGGAUAUCCUUCACCUUCAAAGGUUCUAUGCUUUGGUUUUGAUCUCCCUCUCUCCCACCUUUUUCAAGUCCUUUUCCUUUACUAUAUCCUCUGGAGUUGUAUGUAAUCCAAACUGCUUGUCUCUUUACUACCGUUGUUGAUAUCAAUUUAUACAGUUAGCUGUACGUUCUGCCAAGAUUAUAUUUGAAUGAACGCCUCGUUCGUUGAGAUCUAAGCUCUACAAUGUCAU